Messenger RNA from Trypanosoma conorhini, 2043 nucleotides. RefSeq lists its product as uncharacterized. Lineage: Eukaryota; Euglenozoa; Kinetoplastea; Trypanosomatida; Trypanosomatidae. Bases 1 to 2043 code for a protein of 680 amino acids. The record is from RefSeq and is a predicted model, not a curated record. The transcript has a single exon.
AUGAAGCUGGAUGAUUCCUGGGAGCUCUAUCGGAAACGGAAAACCGAGGAGUAUGAAAAGAAAGUAACCAACUACAAGGCCAAUUUAGAAAGGAAGCUAAUAGAAGAAAAAAACAGCAUAGAAGCGGAUUAUACCAACAAUGUUCGGAAGCUCACUGAGGAGGUUGAGGCGGUGCUAAAAUUAGAGACAGAACGUAUACGCCAUUCCUUGAACGAGAAGUACGAAAAAGAAAAACAUAGUAUUGAAAGGGCCUGGCAAGAAAAAUUAGAGGAUUUGAGAAAGAGCAAGGCUCUGGAGUUAGACAUACUGCGUUAUUCAAACACUCAAACUCUGGCGGAAUUGAAACAAAACAAAGAUGAACUUUGGGAAAAUGUUUCAAGUUUCAUUGAAACGUAUAAAAGAGCCCAAUACAAAUUUCUUGACGAGUUAACAAAUACUAGCGCAAGUUUCUCAAAACUCAGUGAAAUGACGCUAUCUAAACUGAUAGGCACUGCCAAGGAAUCAUACAAUAAUGAACUAGAUAUCAUCAAAGAUUCGUUUCAAUCAGAAGUAGAAGACAUGAGACGAAGUUUUUUGGGAGAACUUGUUUUGUAUCAAAGGAAACACAAAUUGCUAUUACAAGAAAAAGAAAAAUACGAGAAGGAACUUGAGGCGUUGACAAAUAAACGAAAUGGACUAUCGGACAAUGCAACUUCGAAGCAUUCUGUAACUUCUGCAGUGCAGUGGCAAAAACAAGAUUACCAACAAUGCCCCAGGAUAGAGGGACGAAUAGAGGAAGGAGAAGUUCUUGUUCCGGAAAGUAAGGGAGGGAGUGUUCAAGUUGAAGAAGAUACAGUGGAAGUUCGGUCGGAUAAGGAGUUAUUUGAGUCUAUCGUUGCGCAUAUGAAGGAGGUUCAAAGAAAAGAACUAGAGGAUGUUAAGAGAGACCUCAAGCAACGCGCGGAAGAGGAGCUGAAAGCAACAUUGGAUGAGGUUUGGCGGGAAAGACGCCAUCUACGUUUUGAACCUUCACCGGAAGACAAGGAGGAUAUGAUUUCCCUUCAAGGAAAUGGUAAGGUUUCUCCCGAGGCGAAGUCGGAGGAAAAGGAAUCGGAAAAGGAGCGGCUAAACAUUGUUUUACAAGAUAACAUGCAGAAGGACAGCCUCACUGCUGUCCUCACAGAGGCGCUUCGCAACGUGUUUGCUGGUUCGCCGUUUAUUUUUUCUGCUCCGACGUCUGGAAGUGCUGCCGCUGCGGUUUCGACUUGUACUCCUAUUGCUGGAGCCGCGCAAUGGGCCAACGAGAAACCAUUCUGCUAUACAGCGCGUGCAUCGAUUCCACCUGGAACAGAAGUAAAGAAAAUAAAUACACAAAAAGACACUGAUGGACUUCCUGUCUCGUUCCAGGAACAAAAAUUGCUUCUUGCAGGAGAGCACCAACGAGUUGCUGAAGGGAAAAGGUUUGUGGAGAUUCAGCGCCUGAGUUUGGAGGAACGCCGACGCCAACUUAAAAUGGCUAAACACAAAUGGAAGCAAGAUGUGAGGGCUGCGAAGGAAGAAGGUAUUCGGGCUUCUUCCAAACGAGGACAAUUACUCAACAAAAUUCGUCUUUCCCUGGAGAAUCAAGCAAGGGGUCUUGAACACGAUGAGGUCAUUCUUCGCGAUAGCGAGCGCUGGCUGCUGAUGAAGGAGCAAAGUGUACAGCAAAUGGAGAUGCAGAUCAAGGAAUUAGAAGAAGGGAAGGGACGGGAUACAUCCAUAAACAGCGUUGAUACUGUGGCUCUUAUGACCGAAUUUUUUAAACCAACGGUUACAUCCUCUGAGUUCUAUCCACAAAAUCACGAUGAUCUACAAGGUGUUGUACGAAAAAAGGAUUUGGAUCCAAUUUAUACCAAAACCCUGGGCAGAAUUGCAAGACGUUUGGAGGAAGUUACUUCAAUGAUGAACAUUCAGCAAAAAAAGUGGAAUUUUUCUUCACCCUAUGAAAACCUGCCUCGACGAAGACCUAUAGAAAAAAUAAGGAAGGGAGCGGAGUUGCCUCUCAGCGAGAAUCUGGCAUUCUGA